AUGUCGACCACCAAAACGCUGAGCAACGGCACUCUCAGCCUCAAGUUUAUGCAACGUGCGCGCGAACGGAAGGAAGUUCAACUAGAAAAGGCUGAAGUAAAGGACGACGGAGCAUGGGAGGUUCCCAAGGCAGUCCGGGAAGGAUGGGGGUUGACGACAGGUUCUGCGGCUUCGGAAACACAGGUUCAUGAAGAGUCAUAUCUACCGUUCUUGUUUUCAGCGUCAUCCAUCGAAGACACAGACGUUCAGCCUCGUGGACGGAGAGUUUUUGGAAAGAAGGGCGAAGAAAUUGUAAAACAAAGUACAGAAGAAGAAGAAUCUGGGGAGAGCAAUGUGCCAGUGUCAGGCAAAGACGCGACUUCUGCGACAGGAAAAGGACGAAAGAUCCAUCCAAGACCCGUAUCUAUCUCAACUGCGGGCUCAUCUGGGUUGAAAGGAUUCGAACACCUCAAAAAGCCGAGACCUAAAGAUACCUCUUCAGCUUCUACGACGGCGCCUACCAAAUCUGCCCGGCAGAUGAUAUUUGAAACUGCGAACGUUGGUACUGAUCUUCGUGCUUCCCAACAACAAACGGCUAGAUCUUCUGGAAAUCCACCACUAUCAACCUCAUCUGAGGCACCGAAAGGGUUUAUGAAACCCGCUGGUGUGGAUGAGCCAACACGACCUUCUACGAAGAACUCGUCAGACAAGUCCGGUGAGAAGAAACCAAAACGGAAACGACCAGGGGCCCAAUCCGAGGGUGACGAUAGGCCCAAAAAACAGAAAAAGAGCAAGGUGUAA
Molecule: messenger RNA, 780 nt
Organism: Coprinopsis cinerea okayama7#130
Lineage: Eukaryota; Fungi; Basidiomycota; Agaricomycetes; Agaricales; Psathyrellaceae
Exons: 3
Coding region: 1-780 (259 amino acids)
Source: RefSeq, a predicted model, not a curated record